Messenger RNA from Dunckerocampus dactyliophorus (ringed pipefish), 2373 nucleotides. It is a transcript of the gene ppa1b, whose product is annotated as inorganic pyrophosphatase 1b. NCBI's taxonomy places the organism in Eukaryota, Metazoa, Chordata, Actinopteri, Syngnathiformes, Syngnathidae. The transcript has 11 exons. Bases 1127 to 2095 code for a protein of 322 amino acids. Gene Ontology annotation, molecular function: inorganic diphosphate phosphatase activity; magnesium ion binding. The record is from RefSeq and is a predicted model, not a curated record. Gene Ontology annotation, cellular component: cytoplasm. Gene Ontology annotation, biological process: phosphate-containing compound metabolic process.
GCGUUCCCCGAUAUGACGACUUACCUCCAGGAGUGGUAGAGAAUAAAGUGCCUCCAGGGGUGGUACAAUAGUUAUGAGGUAGCUGCGUUGUGUCGUUGAUCAACACCGUCCUGGUCGGGAUGGCCCUGCUCUCGCUCAGCUGACGACUAGUCGACAUUUUUUUCGGCGCCUCUUCGGUGACAAUUUCGGCCGCUGCGGAAACUUGGGGUUGUUUUUAUCUCCCGACGGACGGUGGAAAUCCGGGCCGUUUCCCCCGCUCUCUUGUGUCUUUCCCAAGGCUUUCUUGUCGCUCCUCGCGUCCUCCCAGCCGUCAGCACCGUCCCCUCCCUCAGCAGAGCAGGAAGCACGACAAGCGGCGGCCGGAUGUGGCGUCAUGAGGCGCGGCCUCUACCUAAAUGUCCACUUCCUGGGAAAUAUUAAAUAUAACAAUUCCAUCCAUCAGGCAUUGUAAUGUAUUAUGGCAUAUAAAAAACGAGUAUGUAUUUUGUGACUAGAAUUAAUUAGUUAAAAGAUAUACAUCAUUGGAGCCCUUUAAAAGCGCUAUAUAAAAAUCAAAUUAUUAUCAUAUUAUACAUGUAGGCCUAUACGCCAACACAGUGAUUAUCAAACUGUGAGUACUACGUGUCAUAUACGAGCUAAUUUGUCGAGACAAAAUUAUAUUAGAGACAUGCUGUACCGCACAGUACAGCCUGUACGCAACUAAAGAACACCCUGAAAACAUUCUGCAGCACCAGGCACGCACACAUUUUUCUACGAUGAAAAUCUAACAUUCAUCCCAACUGUUGCAAAAGGUCCGAUAUGUGUACAACUUUGUUGCUUUGGUAUUCAUUUCGAGGAGAAGUCUGAAGACUUUUGCUGGCCACUACGUUUUCAAGAGUUGACCAUCUUCACUUUUUUCCCUAUGUAGUCCUAGUGUAGGUUUUACUUAUGUUUUCGGUUUUUAGAAAUGUAUCCGGUUCUGAGGAGUUUUAAAAUGUCAACAAUGACUUAAGUUAAGUUAAGUUAUGUGUGUGUAACAAUAAAAAUAUACUAUUUUUAGUAUACUGUACCGUAUGAAAUAUCUUCCAUUGCUUUUUCUCGACUACAGUGCUCGUCUCCCACACUCCCUGAAUGUCUCAUCGUCGAUAUGCGCAUGCGCUCUUUCUUCCGCCUUGUGUUCCGUCUCACCAACUUGACUCUUCUUUCCGCCACCAUCCCUCAUCAGAACCAGCAUUUAAUCAUGAGCUUCACCGUGGAAGAGAGGGGGAUCCCGAACUCCCUGAGCUAUCGCCUGUUCUUCAAAAAUUCCGAGGGGAAGUACAUCUCACCGUUCCACGACAUACCGAUAUAUGCCAAUGGGGGACAGAACCUCUUUCACAUGGUUGUCGAAGUACCAAGAUGGACAAACGCAAAGAUGGAGAUUGCCACCAAAGACCUCCUGAACCCGAUAAAACAAGACGUGAAGAAGGGAAAGCUGCGUUACGUCGCCAAUGUUUUCCCCCAUAAGGGCUACAUCUGGAACUACGGAGCCAUUCCUCAGACGUGGGAAGAUCCAGGGCACAAAGAUAGAGACACCGGCUGCUGUGGGGACAACGACCCCAUUGAUGUGUGUGAAAUCGGCUCAAAGGUGUGUUCCCGCGGAGACGUGAUCAAAGUGAAGGUGCUUGGCGUCCUGGCUAUGAUUGACGAGGGCGAGACCGACUGGAAAGUGAUUGCAAUCAACGCUGAUGACCCCGAAGCCAAUGAGCUCAACAACAUCAGUGACGUCCAGCGACUGAAGCCUGGCUAUCUGGAGGCCACGGUCGACUGGUUCAAGAGGUACAAAGUGCCAGAUGGGAAACCAGAGAACCAAUUUGCUUUCAAUGAGGAGUUCAAGGACAAGGACUUUGCCAUUGAAGUGAUCAAGAGCACUCACAACUUCUGGAAAGCUCUGAUUUGCCAGCAGACGGAUGGCGGUGAACUCAACUGCAAAAACACCUGCAUCUCGCCCAGCGAAAGCCCCUUUUGCUGCACGGUGGAAGAGGCUAAAGGCGCUGUUGGUGCUACAUGCCCGUGUGGAAAAGAGGAGCCCAUUUCAUCAUCAGUAGAUAAGUGGUUCUACUACGAGAAGAAGUAAUCCGCUGGCUGCUUGGAUUGACGCAAAGUGAAUGCUUCAUCUGUCGUAGGCAUACUUGAAGAUGACUUAACAAUAGGAAAUGGUGCAGGAACGAGACAUUCAUGAGGAGGGUAGUGAGUAGAGGUGACGCCGAAAAGGAAAAUAAGAAUACUGACAUCUUAACCCAUUAAUUGUUUUGCGUUAUUUAUCAAAGCUGACACAGGUACAACGCCUAUUAAAAUAUGCGUGCCAUGUAAGAUACACUGAACUGCUUUAAUAAAGCUUGUCUGGGUAAAUUA